Molecule: messenger RNA, 2201 nt
Organism: Tigriopus californicus
Lineage: Eukaryota; Metazoa; Arthropoda; Copepoda; Harpacticoida; Harpacticidae
Product: zinc finger protein Xfin-like
Exons: 2
Coding region: 216-2051 (611 amino acids)
Biological process (GO): regulation of transcription by RNA polymerase II
Cellular component (GO): chromosome
Molecular function (GO): chromatin insulator sequence binding
Source: RefSeq, a predicted model, not a curated record
AAGAACACACACGGAAACAUAGCAGAAGAAGAAAGAGGCAAACUUCGGAGUGGUGUAUCGGGUGUUUCCCAUCGAAUCUGAAGGACCCCGGACCCUUGGGAUGGUUGAGAGCGAGAUACGAUUGUGUUGAACCCGUUGAUCCGCCGGAUUGAACUUGUCAGGGCAUUUCACGGGUAGGAUUCCAUUCUAGGCUAAGAACUUGAACCGUUUUCACCAUGACCAAGAUUUUAUGGCCGGAAGAGGCCUUGCAAUUGCCAUUGGCCACCCCACGAGAAUGCGCCCAAUGUCAUCUGAAAUUGAUCAGUGAGGAUGCACUAGAAUCCCACAUGGUCACCUGUCAAGGGCCCACCAAGGCCAACCCCACCUCGACCAUUGAGAAGAAAUCCUGCUCAGCUUGUCACAAGACCUUCAGUUGCCAUGCUGACCUCGUGUCGCAUCUUGAGGGUGUCCAUACCACCGAGACGUGUUUGAAAUGUCAGCAAGUGGUCCAGGGACGUCAUGAUAUGAUGCUCCACAUCAAGUUGGCUCACUUCUAUGAUGAUGGGCAUGUGUGCUGUGUUUGUCAGAAGGUCUUCCCCAUGGGCACAGGAUUGACCCAACAUUUCCAUGAAUCCCACGUGUUACGGGCGUGUAUCCUCUGCCGCCAUCAAGACCGAUCUCGAGGUGAAUUUAUGAGGCACUUGCGUACUUCCCACGCUUUGAGCCUUCAGUGCAAACGUUGUCCCGAGAUUUGUCCGGACUCGCGAGCUUUGGCCCGACACAGUUUAAAUAUACAUGAGUUACAAGUAUGCAACACUUGCAAUAUUCCCAUCAUGGGGAUGAAUAGCUAUCGCCAACAUUUUCGAGAGCGUCAUCCUUUGGCUGAGCGCACAAUCAACACGCCUACUCCGGGUGAUAAAGCUCUCCGUCGCAAACAUGAUUCCACCGAAGGGUCGGUAUGGAAGAAACCGGCUACGAUAAAGAAAAUAUCGUCCAAGGUUGAAGAAAACCACUCCUCACUUAAGGCCCAAGAUCUUCUCCAGAGCCCCAAGGGUUUCAAAACGAAGAUGAGUCCCAAGGUGUGCUUGGAGAAAUUGAAGCAGUGUGCCAAGUGCGAAUACGCCACCAAUCAGCGAACCAACUUGGUCCGUCAUUUCGAGUCCGUUCAUGUGACGUACAAAUGCCGGGUGUGCUUCAAUCCGUUUCAGGGACGAAAAGCUAUCCUUGACCAUUCACGUCUCCAGCAUUUGAUCUUGGAGCCAAAGUAUGACAUUCAAGAUGCCUUCAAUCCCGACGACCUUCUCGAGUACAAUAAACUGAGACGCGGUACCUCGCCCCUGAUCAAAGAUGGAACCUUCAAAGUUCCGGAGCAAGUUCCGAAAUCCCCGGAUGUGAGCUCUGUCAACAAUCAUCUUGGCUACUUUUGUCACAACUGCGGAUAUCACUCCAAAGAUUAUUCCGCUUGGGUGCGCCAUCAAUGUCAUGUGGAGAAGACUAAACCCCAUGGCACACUUACUACCCCACCUGACUGCUCUAGAGUCAAAGAUAUUUUUCCCAAUCUCAAUCAAACCACUCCCAAAUCGGCUCCCAAGCGGAAGCGACCUCGAAGCCUUUGCUCUCCAAACACUUCUGGUGAUAGGAAGGUUAGGAAAGUUCAGUUUGGAACGAGUAGCUCAGACCUUCCUAGACCCAAGCGGUCCCCGGGGAAAUCCAUCGGUUCCAGCCUAGGUUCCAUGAAACCCGACAAAGGUGAGUGCUCUCGGGUGGAGCUUCAUUCGAAUGGUGUCGUCGAUGGGAGCGAAACCGAAACCUCGUCGGAAACGGGUGAAGAGCACGUGGAGCAAAUCUUUCAGACCCUCCGAGAGAACCACGUGUAUCUGGAGGCGUACCUCAUGUACACUCAAUUACUUCCUAGUCUUGAAGAAGAGCAAGAAUCAGGAGUUGAAGCCGUUCGAAUUGAGUUUUUGUUCGACCAAGCCUUGAAGAAGUUGGUCAAGUGGAACGAGAACUCGCCCAAAGCUGUGGUCCAAGAUGGGCAAUCCUGUUCGUCUUGGAUCGACCGUUGUGCCUAGAUAAGAAUAGUUUUUUUCUUUUUGAUUUCAAUUGGAAUUGCCGACGCCAGAUUCAUGGCUGGCCACUCCUCCUUGGUUGCUAAGAAUGUGUGUAUUCUUCUCAGAAAUUAUGAUGGAGAACAUCGAAUAAACCUAUAACUUUGACUUAAA